GCUUCAAAAGAGAAACCCUGGUGAGAUGUUCACACAGGAGAGGAGGAGGAGGAGGAAGGGAGUUUGGGAGGUGGAGAAAGGGCGAGUGGGGGCGUCUUUAGAUUUGGAGUUUCCCAUGUGAUGUUCCAUCCUGAGCUGUGGUGGCUGGUCGUUUCGAGGGACGUGUGUGCUGUGUUGAUAGAGUUUUUUCGUGAGAAAAGUAGAAUUGAAUGUGUUUGAGGGUGCAGUGGAACUUAACGCUGGGUGAGGAUGAGUGAGGUGAAGGUGGAGGAGAGCAUCAUGUAUCUGUCACAGAGUGAGACUGGCGCCGGCCCAAAAGACUUGAAUGUGGUGGCCAUUCUCCAUAACUUCUGGGAGCAGAAGCAGACGGGUCCGUUAAGCGGUUCCUCCAGUGGAUCAGAGGGUUCUAGUGGGAACGCAGCUGGUCAGGCAGAGAAUCUGCUGUUGUAUGAAUCUGCACCUUCCCCUGGUCCUCCGUAUGUCUGCUAUGUCACUCUUCCUGGAGGAAGCUGCUUUGGUAACUACAAGGUGUGUGACACUCAAGCAGAGGCUCGGAGGGAUGCAGCUCGUGUUGCUCUGAUGAACUCGCUUGUGAACGAGUUGCCGUGUCGACGAAUCAGCCAUCAGUUCAUCACUCAGAGUUUGCAGCAGGCUGCCAGAGACAGUGCUGUCUGUUUAGAAGAUGCAUGUGAUUCGAGCACCAGCAUAGGAACCUACAGUUUGCUGCUGAACUCCUACAUAGGAAGGACCAUGCUGGAGUUCCAGGAGAUGAUGACAAUUUUCCAGUUGUUGCACUGGAACGGGACGCUGAAGGCUCUGAGGGAAAGGCAGUGCUCUCGACAGAGUGUGAUUGCCUAUUACUCUCAGCGAGGACUGGAUGAGUACAUGCGCAGCAGCAUGGCUCUGGACUGGCUCGGACGGGAGCAGAGAUCACCGGGGAUGCUCGGGGUGGAGCUGCAGGCGGCACAGAGGGAGCUGGUGUUGGCUCGCCGUCGAGGCAUUGAGCUACGCUUCAACAAAGAGAAGACUGAGAUCCUCAGCUUGGCUCUGAGCCAAGCAUACAUUCACCACACACCUGAAGUCUUCAAGGAGGCGCCGACUCACACAUACAAUCAAGAACAACUUCCUUUACACACUUUGUACAGCCAGGACACAGAAGACGAGAUAACCCCAAUGUUCAGUGUUCCACCGACCCUCCAUAAAAACCCAAUGCAAACAGACUUUUGUGGCUUUAAAUAACCUGGAAUACACCAAAUCAGAAGAGAGACGAUGGAUGAAGUUAUCAUACGGUUCAGUGAAUCAAUGAGUCAAUACAUGUUUCUACUUGAUAUGUGAGAACAAAACUUAUCAACCAUUUUCAGGGUCAUCUUCUGUUUAAACAUUACCAAAAGUUCAGUAACCUUGUCUAAUCUACAACUAUUGUGUAUUAUUAAGUGUGCAUUAUUAAUGUUGUAACUUUAACACUCUAACAUCACAUUUAGUUUUAUGGCUAUAAAACUAAACUGCAUUUUUUGCUUCUUUAAUCACAAGUGACAAAGCAUUCAAAUUAUUUUGACCAAAUAAUUGCAGAGUAGUUGCAUUAUUACAGUAACCAGAAGCAGAAGCAGAUGGGUUUAUAUAAGCUCAGUUGUGUUUUCUUGAAGUUUAUUAUGAUACACAAUGUGCCCUCCAAUUGAAAAUCAAGUUUUUUGCCUUGUAAGUAUGUCCAUAGGAGUUUUGUUGUUGUUGUUUUUAGAUUGGAAGACAUAUCAUGAAAAAAAUAAGCAGUCAAAGCAUUCCAUAGCAUUUUCAACUCUAAUAUUACAACUUGCCAUUGUAUAGUAUAAAACAGUUUUAAAGUGUUUCAGCAGAGUCUUGGGUUAACUGGUUUGCUUGAGCUGUUGCAAACGGUGAAGGUGUAAGAGACAGAGGCAGACUCCUUACUGCAGUUCUACACAUUCAGACAGAGUUUUACAUCUAAGCAAUUUUAAGUGAGGGAAGGAUUAUUUUUCAUGAGGAAAAACAUUUGUAAACAUGUUUAGUUGGUACACAGAAAUGAGUUUUUAGAGGUUUAAUCAAUGCCUACUGAGGGGCUUUCCAUUUUUUUGUCAAUAUACUGUUUAACCUGCCAAAAGUUCAGUGUUUCUCCCUGUCUCGUGCCUUGUGCUCUAACAUCCCAUAUUUUGUGUCAAUUUUCUCAGUAGAAAUUACUUGCCAGGGUAAUGCAGACACUGUAUUGAUUGGAUACUAUAAAAAGGACUCUUUUAUGAGUGUGAUGCAAAUGUUUUAGAUACUGUCAGAGAGCAGCUUUGUAGAAAAUGCCUUGUAGCUUUAAUGUAUUAAGAAGAUUAGCUCAUCAUACAGUGUAGCUGGUCAGUUCAAUUGCCGCUAUUAUAAUAAGAAUCAGCACUUAAAAUGUUCUUUGUUAUAAAAUGCAUAGAGGUCAAGUGCAUUUGACUUGUCAAUUUGGUUAUAGAUGACGAGUGAAUGCAUUUUAAAGGGAAAAAUGUUGAGUUUAUUGUUGUAAUAUACAUUUCAAAAUAAAUGUUCUUUUCUAUUACCCAU
Amphiprion ocellaris (clown anemonefish) is the source of this 2544-nucleotide messenger RNA. RefSeq names its product protein limb expression 1. Lineage: Eukaryota; Metazoa; Chordata; Actinopteri; Pomacentridae. The record is from RefSeq and is a predicted model, not a curated record. Gene Ontology annotation, cellular component: cytoplasm. Bases 250 to 1239 code for a protein of 329 amino acids. The transcript is spliced from 6 exons. Gene Ontology annotation, biological process: autophagosome maturation.